AUGUUGGAUCACCAACCCGUUGCUGUUACAAUGGAGCUGAAGCAAGAAGACGUUAAACCACCUCCUCCACUGGCUUUAUGUUCUCAACAGAGUGACACUUUUGAGCAAAGAGAAAAACAUGAAUUAGUACAUGUUAUGGAAAGAUCAUCUUUGUUGCCAUCUCUGUCCUCUGUUGACAUGAGAAUAACAUUGUCUCCAUCUUCUAUUCUAAGGAGAGUUGAAUUUUUUUGGCAAGAGAGUGGAGAACACUUUAGAUCACUAUUAGGGUAUGAUCCUCAGAUUCUGCAAAUGCUGAAAGAGGGGCAUCAGAUAAUUUUAGUAAAUCAAAAAUUUGGAUUCUCUCUUCAGGAGAAGAGGGAUUGAUUGAAAAGAAGGCAACAGCUACAGGAAGAACUCCUAAGAGCAAAAGUGGAAGGGCUGAAAGCAAUUCGCUUACGGCACGGUCUGCCGGAAUAUAAUGGUCUCUCAAUUUUUUUUUUGAAUCUUGCAAUUUAA
Messenger RNA from Loxodonta africana (African savanna elephant), 495 nucleotides. Its product is annotated as fibrinogen silencer-binding protein. Gene Ontology annotation, cellular component: nucleus. The record is from RefSeq and is a predicted model, not a curated record. Lineage: Eukaryota; Metazoa; Chordata; Mammalia; Proboscidea; Elephantidae.